Miniopterus natalensis is the source of this 378-nucleotide messenger RNA. Lineage: Eukaryota; Metazoa; Chordata; Mammalia; Chiroptera; Miniopteridae. The record is from RefSeq and is a predicted model, not a curated record.
AUGGUCCUUAAAGAUGCCGAGGAGGAGAGCACGGAGCAGCUGCCCCCGCUGUGGAGCGCCCUCAGUAACUACGAGAGCAUCGCCGCGCUGGGCAUCAGCAACAUCAAGAACUGGAAGGACCCCUGCCAGCGAGAACUCUACGACGUGCUGAACAAGCUGGCGCAGGAGCAGCAGGCGGCAGCGGGAGACAGACUCCACAAGUUCUACCUGCCCAACUGCCACAAGAAUGGGAUGUACCACAGCAAACAGUGUGAGACGUCCCUGACCGGAGAGAUCGGGUUCUGCUGGUGUGUGUACCCCUGGAACGGGCAGAGGAUCCCAGGGUCUGUGGAGGUCCAAGGGGACCCCAACUGCCAUCAGUAUUUUCAGAGAACGUGA